Messenger RNA from Dovyalis caffra, 864 nucleotides. The record is from the annotation of a GenBank genome assembly. NCBI's taxonomy places the organism in Eukaryota, Viridiplantae, Streptophyta, Magnoliopsida, Malpighiales, Salicaceae.
AUGUCUGUGGAAGAGGCAAUAGAAAUUGGAAUUGUAUAUAGUGAAUAUAAAAAUACAUUCUUUGAAUCAAUGGAUUUAUCUACUGUUAAAGAAAUUCAAUCUAUGGUACUAAAUGGCAAAUAUAAUUUCUCACCACUCAUCCUUGAAUCCCGGCCAGGAUCCCUAAUGGUGCAUGAAAUGGAACCCGGAAUUACGAUUACAGACUUGCCCCUGGAUGCUUGUGUCGUUCGUCCCACAAUGAAGGAUAAUCUCGUCUUGAUAGCGCUUGCUCGUAUGCUAAAUACUUAUUUUCUUUCAUCUUCAUGCUUUAUGAAAGAAUGUCUUGCUCUUGAUCAGAGUCACAUAGAAUUUUAUUCUAAAUUGCUUUGCUGGGGAAAAGUAGAUAAGCUUUAUUAUCUUAAUCUUUAUGAUUCAAUCAGUUCUCUUUCGCGCAUUCUACUCUUAAGAAAAAUCAACUAUAUUGUAAAGGGCAUUAGAGAAUUAGUAUCUUCUUUGAUAGAAUUACCUAUAAUUGAUUAUAAUGGUAUAGACAGGUCAUCGUCUAUUGGUAUACCGCCUCUUGCCUAUAUAACAGAUGUCUUAGUGAAUUUCUUAUUGGACAACUUCGAUAGUCUUAGUGCACAUCCUAACGCUUACUAUGUGAGGUCUCUCUAUUCAUGCUUUAUAGCCUAUCCACUGUUCUCACCUUUGGGGUCUCUUUUGGAUGGCGAUCUUAUUGAAUGCUACCUCUUAGAGCUAGAUCUCUCAGGUAAAGUAGAUCUUCUAUUACCGGAGGGAGAACCACUUAGCUUAAAGGAAGGAUUAGUCAAGGUGAAUCGGGUCGGAGAAAUAUGCAUCGCACAACAUCCCAUCAAGAUAAGAUAA